UCCCUGUAUUAGUAACGAUAACAAGUCGAUAUGGACGGAUAGAACGAGUAACUCUGCUGUAUAUCAUAAAAUAAUUAUGUCUUUGGUAAGACUGCAACAUUUGCAUGAACAUUAACUUUGCUUCGCUUCCACAAAGACGAUUCAAAUUACAGCCACCGUGAAUUGAUAACCUGUGAAUUCGGUACAGUAAUUAACAAAGGGAUUUACAAAUGCAAAUUCAGUGAUAGGAGAUUAACUUUUUGCAACAAAUCCUACUGCAUGAUGUAUUAAGGGGCUCGCAUUGUAGAAAAACCACCCACGCACUGUUGUUGUAAAGGAACAUUUUCUUCGUGUUAAACAUUGAAUUGUCCAAUGCAGAUAAAAACAAUUCAAAUGCAAGUGUUGUGGUAAGUGACAGGACCCUCACUGGAAGUGCCAUUACUGUCAUGAGAGGUUAAAGAUGGAAAGUAUGUAUACACGACAUGAAAGGAUCCACUCUGGAGAGAAACCAUUCAAAUGCUGAUAUUGUGAAAAAAAAAUUUGGUCAAACAAGCAACUGCUUAUCACAUGAAAGGACCCACACUGGUGAAAAGCCAUUCAAAUGCCAGUACUGUAAAAAGAUUUUUAGUGCAAACAGUAGCUGCAUAAGACAUGAAAGAACCCACACCGGAGAAAAGCCAUUCAAAUGCCAAUAUUGUCGAAAGGGUUUUAGUGAAAAACAUAAACGUACAGAGCAUGAAAGGAUCCACACUGGUGAAAGACCAUUCAAAUGCCAGUAUUGUGAAAAGAGUUUUAGAACAAAAGGUACUUGUGUAUCACAUGAAAAGAUCCACACUGGUGAAAAACCAUUCAAAUGCCAGUAUUGUGAAAAGAGUUUUAGUACAAAUAGUAACUGUACAGUGCAUGAAAGGACCCAUACUGGUGAAAAACCAUUUAAAUGCCAGUAUUGUGAAAAGAGUUUUAGUUCAAAAGAUACUUGUUUAUCACAUGAAAGGACCCACACUGGUGAAAAACCAUUCAAAUGCCAGUAUUGUGAAAAGAGUUUUAUUACAAAAGGUGCUUGUUUAUCACAUGAAAAGAUCCACACUGGUGAAAAACCAUUCAAAUGCCAGUAUUGCGAAAAGAGUUUUAGAAGAAAAAGUAGCCAUAGAAUACAUGAAAUGAUCCACACUGGAGUAAAUUCAUUCAAAUGCCAGUAUUGUGAAAAGAGUUUUAGUACAGACAGUAGCUGUAUAAUACAUGAAAGGAACCACACUAGAGAAAAACUAUUUAAAUGCCAGUAUUGUGAAAAGAGUUUUAGUACAAACAGUAGAUAUAUAAUACAUGAAAGGACCCACACUGGUGUUAAACCAUUCAAAUGCCAAUACUGUAGAAAGAUUUUUAGUACAAAAAGCUACUGUACAGUGCAUGAAAGAACCCACACUGGAGAAAAGCCAUUUAAAUGCAAAUAUUGUGGAAAGGGUUUUAUUGAAAAACAUAAACGUACAGAGCAUGAAAGGAACCACACUGGUAAAAAAACACUCAAAUGCCUGUAUUGUGAAAAGAGUUUUAGUACAAAAAGUAACUGUUUAACACAUGAAAGGAUCCACACUGGUGAAAGACCAUUCAAAUGCCAGUACUGUAAAAAGAUUUUUCUUACAAAAAGUGAAUGCACAAGACAUGAAAGAACUCACAUUGGAGAAAAACCAUUUAAAUGCCAAUAUUGUGAAAAGAGUUUUUUUGAAAAGCGUAAAUGUACACUGCAUGAAAGGACCCACACUGGUGAAAAACCAUUCAAAUGCCAGUAUUGUGAAAAGAGUUUUAAUGCAAAAAGCUACUGUAUAGCACAUGAAAGGACCCACACUGGUGAAAAACCAUUCAAAUGCCAGCAUUGUGAAAAGAGUUUUAGUACAAAAGGUUCUUUGAUAUCACAUGAAAAGAUCCACACUGGUGAAAAACCAUUCAAAUGCCAGUAUUGUGAAAAGAGUUUUUAUACAAAGUAUAAUUGUACACUGCAUGAAAGGACCCACACUGGUGAAAAACCAUUCAAAUGCCAGUAUUGUAAAAAGAACUUUAAUUUAAAAGGUAACUGUUUAAGACAUGAAAGAAGGAUCCACACUGGUGAAAAGCCAUUCAACUGCCAGUAUUACGAAAAGAACUUUAGUUUUAAAAAUACUUGUACACAACAUGAAAGAGGGAUCCACCCCAGCUUUUCAGUUCAGUCUAUCAAGAAAGAACUUCAAGGUGAGAAUAUUUCACCCAUGCUUUCACCGCAGUCUGUCAAAAAUGAAGAUUCUGCUUUGGGGAUGAAAGAAGAAAGUAAUUUCUGUACUGAUGCUGUAGUCAGAAGGGAGUUUGAUGAUAACAUUGACCCAAAAGUAAGGCCUGAUAUAUAUCCUGUUGCAUUGUUUAGAAAUGUAUUUGCAGAUUCUGGUGUAUAAUGUCUUCUUUAAGACAUGGAAUGAUCUCUAAGACCCCAUUCCCACAGAUUGUAGAUCGAUCUAUCCCGCAGGGAGUCUCUCUAGAUUACUGUCAGAUUA
This is a messenger RNA of Lingula anatina, 2498 nucleotides long. RefSeq names its product zinc finger protein 260-like. Lineage: Eukaryota; Metazoa; Brachiopoda; Lingulata; Lingulida; Lingulidae. The record is from RefSeq and is a predicted model, not a curated record.